Angiostrongylus costaricensis is the source of this 1209-nucleotide messenger RNA. The record is from the annotation of a GenBank genome assembly. NCBI's taxonomy places the organism in Eukaryota, Metazoa, Nematoda, Chromadorea, Rhabditida, Metastrongylidae.
AUGUGGGUUGUUCUCAAGGGAAAAUUGAUCGGUGAGCGUGAUGUGGAUAGCGCCCGAGGUGAUCUGAUGUGUGCGGAUGCAAUGCGAGCAGCAAAGCAAGCCGUGAAAGCUGCUGGCGCACAUAAAACUCGAAUCGUCCUGCAAAUAAACAUCGACGGCAUCAAAAUCGUUGAUGAGAAGAGCAAUGCUGUGCUGCAUAAUUUUCCAGUUUCGAGAGUGUCUUUUAUCGCUCGAGAUACCACAGAUGCGAGAGCUUUUGGAAUAGUUUUCGGUCAACCUGAUAACAAGUACAAAUUCUAUGGCAUCAAAACAGCACAAACUGCCGAUCAUGCUGUUCUUGCAAUACGGGACAUGUUCCAGGUCGUUUUUGAAAUGAAAAAGAAGCAUAUAGAACAAAUGAAGCAACAACAGGAGGAGAGAAAGGAAACAGCUAAAGCUGAUGAUGGUGUUGCUGUGGCUGAUUUGUUGGAUUUAGAGACAGAAGUUCAACAAAUUGAGCAGGGCUUACACCAGUUAGAACAAAUACCAACGUUUACGGACGCUUUCGGUGCAACACCAUUUGCUGAUCCUUUUCAAGAUAACUUUGCGGGCAAUGCAUCACCGUUGAGCGGAACCAAUGUGAAUAACUCUCUGAACGAUUCUUCUCAUAAUCCACUACAGAUUCAGUCGACUUUGACGUCUCGACCCCAAACUAACGCUUGGCCACAGCAACCAACAGUUGCUCCACAAAUUGCCCAACCGACUCCACAAGUCAAAGAUACUAAUCCAUUCGCUUCUGCUAUUACCGCUACCCAGCAAGUUCCAACUCGUGAUCCUUUCGAUACUCGCAAUGUCUUACAAGUACAUCCAAACAUUCAAUCUAUUCGCUCGAAUGAUUGGGGAACUAAAGAGAACGCUAUGCCACAAAUGCAACAUGCCAAUUCUUUUACGUCAAGUGGCUGUUUUGGAGACAACAACAUGCAGUCUCAGAAUCAUGUGAAUUGGGAGGAGCCGCGUAAAGUAACAUCGUUAGAGGAAGCAUUUACGAAACUUGUGGACAUGAAUGCUCUUGUUGCUCGGCCAGCAAAUGAUGCGAAGAAGAAUCCAUUUGAACACAUCCUGAAUCCUCCGAAGGCAUCGCUGAACGCUCUCGGUUCUGUGCCAAUGCGUCCUGCUCCGGCCGUAAUGGCAAACCACGCUGAUCCUUUCAGCGACGACUUUUUCCGUUAA